AGCGAUCCCCCAUCAUCUGUAAACUCACUGCGCGCGGCAUCGUUGGGUGCCAGCACCAGACUGAACGGUUUCAUUCUUUAUGGUUUAUGGGGACAAAACUGGCCACUCUGUCAGACGAAACGCGUUAUUUUAAACUUGGAUAUGGAGUUAAUUUGUUUUAAUUUGAAGUAGCGCGGACUAUUAUAUGUAAAAUGAGAUCAAUGAGUGUAUCCAUUAUAAAGUUUAGUAGUAUUUGAUAUAAAGAUUAUAGCACUCUGGACAGUUGGACGUUAGGCUGUUCCGCAGCUUUACCGCGCCAACGAUCGCUGGGACAUCGAGGCGGAGCUGAUCCCGGGGAUGUUGUUUUCCUCUGCGCGGAGAGACGGGUCGGCGGUUCGGUGAGGGUCUAGUCCACGGAGGAGUACGCGCGCGGAUCGUCCUAGGGCAAACCGCACCGGUCUCGCGCAGCGGCUGAAGAGAAAGCCCCCUCGCGCGUGGCAACACCUUUCUUUCGCGCUUCCUUCCGCGGAGUUCGCGGGCUUCACCCCUCUGGAUUGUGGACUUGUAGGAAGGGGGGUAUUGAACAGGGACCGUCUUCUGUACCUGCUAUGCGCCUGGUGUGGAGAAUAACUCGUGGAUCCAUACUCUGCACCUGAAAUUUUCCUUUUUCAGUUGAUUCCUUUUUUCUCUCUUUUUUUUUUUUACAUGUGCGUAAUGUACCUGGAAUGAAGACAGAGGAUGGAUAUACUUUGGGAAAUAUUCAUCAUUCUCCAGGCAAACGUUCUUGUCCGCAUAUCAGCCCAGCCCCACCUGCCCAAGAUUAAUGAAGGAUGGUGGGCAUACAAGGAGGUGGUGCACGGAAGCUUUGUUCCGGUGCCGUCGUUCUGGGGCCUGGUGAACUCGGCGUGGAACCUGUGCUCUGUGGGCAAGAGGCAGUCACCGGUCAACAUAGAGACCAGUCACAUGAUCUUUGACCCCUUCCUCACGCCCAUCAAGCUGAACACGGGGGGACGCAAGGUGGGAGGCACGAUGUACAACACGGGACGCCACGUCUCGCUGCGAUUGGAAAAGGAGCAUCUAGUGAACAUCUCCGGAGGCCCUAUGACGUACAGCCACCGCCUGGAGGAGAUCCGGCUGCACUUCGGCAGCGAGGACGGACAGGGCUCCGAGCACCUGCUCAAUGGACAGGCCUUCUCCGGAGAGGUUCAACUGAUCCAUUACAAUCAUGAGCUGUAUACCAACUACACAGAGGCAGCUAAAAGCCCGAAUGGACUGGUCAUAGUCUCCAUAUUUAUGAAGAUUGCUGAAACAUCCAACUCGUUCCUGAAUCGAAUGUUGAACAGAGACACCAUCACAAGAAUAACGUAUAAAAAUGACGCCUACUUACUGACGGGUCUGAACAUGGAGGAGAUCUACCCUGAGACCAACAGCUUCAUCACCUACGACGGCUCCAUGACCGUCCCCCCCUGCUACGAGACCGCCACGUGGAUCCUGAUGAACAAGCCCGUGUACAUCACUCGGAUGCAGAUGCACUCCCUGCGUCUGCUGAGCCAGAACCAGCCGCCUCAGAUCUUCCUGAGCAUGAGCGACAACGUGCGCCCGGUGCAGCCGCUCAACCACCGCUGCAUGCGCACCAACAUCAACUUCAGCAUGCAGGGCAAGGACUGCCCCAACAACAGGGUCCAGAAGCUCCAGUACCGAGUGAACGAGUGGCUGCUGAAGUAGGGGCCCCGCCCUCCCAGACGACUCCCCCACCCUCCCACCAACACCCCCCCCCCCCCCCCCCCCCCCCACCAACACCCACACCACCACCCCCCCUCGUGGAGUCAGACGGAGGAACGGCAGGAGACGGACGGACGGACGGAUGGGGAGAUGACGGAGGAGAAGAGAAGGACCCAGGAGGAUGAAGAUGAAGAGGAGGAGGAGGAAGAGGAGGAGGAUGGAUUUAAGCCAACGGAAAGAGAGACGUCUGUAAACGCGGGGGGGAUUCGAUGGGGGGAGGGGGGGGGGGGGGGGGGCAUCUCAUCAAGAUGACUUCAUGUAAAAAAAAUAAAAGAAUAAUUAAAGAAACAUUUGGACACGAUGAACUAAGGAAGCAAAGAGUCCUCUCUUUUCAUACUCUCUGAGAGCUCGCCCGUCCUCCCAGCUCAUCCACGUAUCCGCACGGAGAGUUUUGAUACAGAUCCCCUUCGCUCGUUUCUUGUUUUUUUGUGUUAUCGAGGAUGGCCUGGUGAAAAAAAAGUUAAGACAUGUGACCUUCAACCCCUCUCCCACCGUACCCCUCAGCCCGAUCCCCCCAGCCCGAAACCCUCCCAAGAUACGGAAGCAUUUAAUUGGAACGGACUACGUGGACCAUGUCGACUAUCCUGAGCCUUUGUAAAUAAAGUUAUUGCUAGCGGUGAGAACAUUCAACACAGACAUAGACCCGGACACCCCACCCCCUCCCCGUCCCCUCUGGUCCAGACUAGACCCGGCACCGCGAACCCAGACCCCACAAUCAGACCAGACCUGCCGUCAUCUAAGACCAACGAGGCAUGCAGAAAGGAAACAUUGCCUUAUCAGUCGUUCUCCGAGACUCCAGCUUCUUUACUUACUUACUUAUCGGCAUUUUUUUGGCCCAAAACGUGACCCAAAGCGCCCAGGCCCGGUUUGUACAUAUUAUAACUAUGAAUUACUGAUGAAAAAUGACUAUGUAAAGAUAAAAAACGUUAAAAAACCUUAAAUAUUUAAAAAGAUCUAUUAAGAUGAUUUACACAAAAAAAAAAAGAGAUAAUGUUGAGUAUUUACAAACAAAAAAAAUAUGAAA
This is a messenger RNA of Gadus macrocephalus (Pacific cod), 2785 nucleotides long. It is a transcript of the gene ca10a, whose product is annotated as carbonic anhydrase Xa. NCBI's taxonomy places the organism in Eukaryota, Metazoa, Chordata, Actinopteri, Gadiformes, Gadidae. The coding region runs from base 718 to 1704 and encodes 328 amino acids. Gene Ontology annotation, molecular function: zinc ion binding; carbonate dehydratase activity. The record is from RefSeq and is a predicted model, not a curated record. The transcript is spliced from 10 exons.